Messenger RNA from Zygosaccharomyces rouxii, 1809 nucleotides. It is a transcript of the gene SPB4, whose product is annotated as ATP-dependent RNA helicase SPB4. The transcript has a single exon. Gene Ontology annotation, molecular function: nucleic acid binding; ATP binding. Lineage: Eukaryota; Fungi; Ascomycota; Saccharomycetes; Saccharomycetales; Saccharomycetaceae. Bases 1 to 1809 code for a protein of 602 amino acids. Gene Ontology annotation, cellular component: nucleolus. The record is from RefSeq and is a predicted model, not a curated record.
AUGUCCAAAACACUGUCAUGGGAUGAUUGUAAUUAUCAAGUUCAACCAUGGAUUAAAGCAGCCAUAGAUGUGAUGGGAUUUGAUACGAUGACUCCAGUGCAAACCUCAACUAUACCUAUGUUCGCCAGAAACAAAGACGUAGUGGUAGAAUCUGUGACAGGAUCAGGUAAAACAGUUGCUUUUGUGAUUCCCAUAUUAGAAAAAAUAAUAGCCGAAGAAGCAAAUACACCCAACCUGAAGAAGGGUCAUUUCCAUUCACUUAUAGUGACCCCAACGAGAGAAUUAUCUAAUCAAAUUCAAUCCGUCAUUCAAAGCUUUUUAGAACACUACCCUGAUGAUGAACAUCCAAUUAGAUCGCAGCUACUGGUAGGAACUAAUCAGAGCUCAGUCAGAGAUGAUUUGGCAAAUUUUUUACAGAAUCGUCCUCAGAUCCUAGUAGGUACGCCAGGUAGAGUACUCGAUUUUUUACAGAUGUCUGCUGUACAAACAAAAUCAUGCAGCGUUCUGGUAUUAGACGAAGCUGAUAGAUUAUUAGACUUAAGUUUCUUUGGUGAUAUAGAGAAAAUUCUUAAAACUUUACCAAAGCAAAGGAGAACGGGUCUUUUCUCUGCUACCAUUGGAAGCGCGGGUAGUCAAAUCUUCAAAACUGGGCUUAGAAAUCCUGUCAAAAUUACUGUGAGUUCUAAAACGAAAGCACCAACCUCCCUUGGAUUAUUUUAUACCGUGAUAGAACCAGAAGCCAAAAUUCAACAACUAUUAAGUAUAAUGAACAAUUACAAGUUCAAAAAGUGCAUAGUUUACUUUCCCACAUGCAUCUCAGUGACAUAUUUCUACUCUUUUAUGCAAUAUCUACAGAGAGAUAAAAAACUAUUGGAUGAAGAGGUCGAGUUCUUCUCUUUACACGGUAAAUUACAAACCAGUUCUAGACAAAAGACCCUCGAUUCCUUCGGCAAAUCAUUUGGGAAGGCGGUCUUGUUCACAACUGAUGUUGCUGCGAGGGGUAUCGAUAUACCUGAUGUGGAUUUAGUAAUUCAAUUAGACCCUCCAUCAGAUACCACAAUGUUUUUACAUAGAUGUGGUAGAACGGGAAGAGCCAACAAAGAGGGCAGAGCCAUAACAUUUUUAAACAAAGGCAGAGAAGAAGAUUACAUACCGUUUUUGGAGGUUAAAAAUGUAGAAUUAAAAGAAAUGCCCCUAAAAAUCAUCGACCUACCAACCAAAGAACCAUUCUAUGAAAUCUUCAAAAAUUGGGUCUUACAGGAUAGAGCUCGGUAUGACCUCGGUGUAAGAUCUUAUGUUGCAUUUAUCAAAAAUUACAUGAAGCAUUCAGCUAGUUCGAUCUUCAGACUGCAAUCCCUUGAUUAUGUUGGAUUGGCAAAAAUGUACGGUUUAUUCCGUUUACCGCGUAUGCCAGAGAUAAAUAACUAUUUCCAGAAUGACACUAUCAAGGACGGCUGGAUAAUAGAUCAACCCAUUGAUAUGGAUAAGUUCGCAUACAUGGAUAAAAAGCGUGAAAAUAAACGUCUCGAAUUGUUGAAGAACUCUAAUCAAAUCAAUGAGAAAAAAAGGGAAAAAAUGGAAGCCAAACAAAGAAACACAUCAUGGUCUAACAAACUGCAAUCUAAAGAGGAGAAGUCCACAAGAAAAGCCAAAAUGGCGAUGAAAAGAGAAGAAAUAGAGAGGCAAAUCGCAGAUGGAUCUGAUAGCGAUGAAGACGUACAAGAAGAUUGGAAAGAGACUGUGAUGCAAAAUAAAAGGAGAAAGAAAAACCAAUCUACUGCAGUAACUGGUAGCUUCGAUGAUUUAUAA